Salvelinus namaycush (lake trout) is the source of this 1437-nucleotide messenger RNA. RefSeq names its product mapk-regulated corepressor-interacting protein 1-like. The record is from RefSeq and is a predicted model, not a curated record. Lineage: Eukaryota; Metazoa; Chordata; Actinopteri; Salmoniformes; Salmonidae. Bases 217 to 510 code for a protein of 97 amino acids. The transcript is spliced from 5 exons.
UCCUGCUCUGACUGCAGCUGGGAGGGUCUGCUGCGCGAGGACUGGGCCGCCUGUGAGUGCAUUGGGCCGCCUGUGAGUGCUUUGGGACGGGGUGGGACCCACGGCAGCACCCGCUGCUCGUUGAGCAGACUAUCCAACAGAGGAUAAAGAAGAUUAAUAUUCUCUCAACCCCCGAACUAUUCAUUAGAAAGGAGCAAGAGACAGACUGCACACAGAAUGAGCUCAUCUGCUCCCAGGAUGGUGAACAACUACAAGCGGACUUCCAGUCCUCGGUCUCCUACGAACAGUGGGGAGCUCUUCACUCCAGCGCAUGAGGAGAAUGUGCGCUUCAUCCAUGACACCUGGCAGUGUGUGCUCAGAGACAUCCGGUCACCACAGAGCAGUGAACGCAAAGACCGUGGACCACAGGAGUAUGUGGAAAAGAACCCAAAUCCCAACUUAAAUUCUUUCACACCAGUUGACCUGAGUGACCUCAAGAAACGCAACACACAGGACUCCAAGAAGUCCUAGUCUUUCUCUUUAUAGUCAAAAGCUUUUUUUCUGCACCAAUUAUCCUUGAGAACUUUCUCCUCCUCUGUCAGCCAGCAAGUCAACCUUUUGGCCAUUCCUGCCCAGAAUGCCGGUCCUCUUUCUGCCCACCUGGACUAACAGCCUGCCCAUUCAACAGCAGUGGGCUGAUGUCCUAACAACCACAAUAUUUUUGGAGUUCCUUAUCCACCCCAGUCCCCCCCUCUCUUUCUCUGUCCAGGCUGGAUAUUUUCUUACCCUACCUCUCAUCUGGUUGAUGUGGAAUGCAAGAAAGCUGGCAUUUGAUUUCCAGGGAUUCUCUCUUCCGGUUCUUGGUUUUACAGCCAUGAAUUUUUCAUUUUCACUCUUUUUAUGUGAAUGGGACUGAUGCAGAGUUUCAAUGAAAUAUGCUGACAUCCUAAUGCCGAAGUACAGACUGUGUACAAAUUCUUCAUGGGACACUUUAAAGGACUGCAGUCUUAAAUAUAAACUGUUUUCUUUUCAAUCUACAAAGGAUAAUGCUGAAGGGCUGGCAUUCUUUUUUUGGAAGAUAGUUGAAUUGUAGAUAUAUUGGAAUGGAAUCCGAUUGUACGGGCGAGUUUUGGAAACCAAAAAUUGUUUAGGAUAAAUGCCAACAUUUUUCAUAUAAAUUCAUGCCCCUAAAAUGGACUUCAAGUAGACAUCUCCACAUUGACUUCCCAGCCUUGGAAAAAAAUAUUGAAUAAAAUACUUUUACAAUAUUUCACUCUCAAUGCAUUGGUCAUAGAUGUUCUGACCUAAAUUUUCUUUUUGGAUGUGUUACCUAUAUACUCACCAAUGAUGUAUGUAUGGUAAAUUGUUGUCUCAUGCUCUUUGUUUUGUUUGUGCAUUGUUACUGAAAACAGUGUAAUGGGCUACUGAACAAAAAUAUAAUUGCAACAAUUUCAAAGA